This is a messenger RNA of Spodoptera litura, 942 nucleotides long. The record is from RefSeq and is a predicted model, not a curated record. Lineage: Eukaryota; Metazoa; Arthropoda; Insecta; Lepidoptera; Noctuidae.
ACGUAUAUAAACAUAUGCGCUGCAAAAUAAUAUUUGGAAGUAUGAAAUCAUUUCAUUGCCCCGAUAUUCGAAGACCUAAGAAUGCCCCGACUAGCUCGAUAACAACACAGUGUUUUUAUUUUCUUUAUUAUAAUGUCGAUGUUUAGAGAACCUUUUCAACAUCAGUGUUGUUGUUCAGGCACGAUUUAUUAAUUUUGGUGCGACAGAAAGUUUAACUCCACCCUGUUGAAGCACCUUGGGGUGCACAAUGUUUUGUCACAUCACACUACAAUGUAGGAAAGGAAAACAUUAUUUCUGAAUGUGGUGAAAUAACUCCAGAAAUGUACAUGGAACAAGUCAAAUGCUAAUGUCAUAAUGUUAUUAUGUGAAAUCAGUUUGGUGGCACAGUGAAUAUUACAAAAAUGAAAUAAUAAACACAUUCGUUCUCAAUUUAUUUGUGCCAACUUUAGUCUUUUGGUCAAAAUGUUAAGAUUUCGUCCCAAAUUAGGGAGUGAGCGUAACAGCGAAUGGCGCUGUUGCUUCUGUCUACAUGUGCGCACAGGCACCAUUCUCUUGGGUACAUGGCACCUCAUGCUGCACCUCAUAGCGUUAGGAUUCCUAGCUGCUAUAGUGCGUGAUCCCCGACUACUUGACGAGCUGGAGCGGGACUCUGCCCCUGUCCCGAACUGGAGUGAUGUAGCGCGAGGCAAUGAAGCUAUCCCUACGCCUCUCUCCAACGUUGAGCCUCCACCAAGCUCGUUCCCGCAACAUGUUGAACCACCAAGAGAUCACAGCCUCAUAUAUCAUGAUGUGGAUGUGGGUGCACUGGUUACAGUGUGUACCCUGGCCAUCACAUUCAUGCUGAUCUACGGAGCCGCGCUCGGCAAGCCCGCCCAUCUACUUCCUUUCUUCUGUCUUCAGAUCUUCGACUUUGCUAUCACUGUGUAAGUUGUUUUACCAUAA